AAUAAUAAUACAUAGAACUCUCUCUCGUGACCACUGUCAUAUCACAUCCUUUUCGGAUUGCCUUCCGCAAAAUCUAGCACUCAUUCCCUCUACAUUUCUUCAAUUUCUUAAUGCUAUAUAUGGUUUCCCUUUUCAUCUUAUAAUAGAAUAUUUUCUUAACAAUCACUCAGAAAAUGUAUCAGUUUGAUAUCAAACUCCUCGUAUAUUUGCUUCUUGUUGUGGCUUCAGGCUACUGCAUGGCCAACGAUGGCGCUUCUAUUCAACUAAAUGAUGAUGUUUUAGGCCUCAUUGUUUUCAAGUCAGAGCUUAAAGACCAUUCUUCGUUUCUUGAAUCUUGGAGUGAAGAUGACAACUCUCCAUGUUCAUGGCGAUUCAUUCAGUGCAAUCCAGUGAGUGGCCGUGUGUCUCAUGUCUCUCUUGAUGGCUUGGGCUUAUCAGGAAAAAUCGGAAGAGGGCUUCAAAUAUUGCAGCAUUUGAAGGUACUUUCGCUUGCACAUAACAAUUUUAGUGGCAAUAUCAGUCCUGAACUUGGUCUCAUCAAUGGCCUCGAAAGACUUAACCUCAGUCACAACAGUCUCUCAGGCCUCAUCCCUUCAAGGUUUAUGAAUUAUACUUCAAUAAAAUUCUUAGAUCUUUCCCAGAACUCGCUCUCAGGACCACUUCCUGAUGACCUCUUUGGUGAAUGUUUAUCCCUGCGCUAUCUUUCUUUGGCCGGUAAUAAUCUUGUAGGACAAAUUUCUAGUACUCUCUCUAGAUGUUCGUCGUUAAACACUCUCAAUCUUUCAACCAAUCAUUUCUCUGGCGAACCGGAUUUCGCUUCAAGGAUUUGGUCAUUCAAAAGGCUGAGGACUUUGGAUCUUUCUAGCAAUGCCUUUUCAGGCUCAAUUCCUGAAGGAGUGCUGAUUCUUCAUAACUUGAAAGAGCUACAACUAAAGGGUAAUAAAUUUUCCGGACCUCUUCCAAAAGAUAUUGGAUUUUGUCCACACUUGAUCAGGUUGGAUUUGAGCAAUAAUUUUUUUAGUGGGGAAUUGCCAGAGUCUUUUAGGAUGCUGAAUUCUUUGAGCUUUAUCAAUGUAUCAAAUAAUAUGUUGACAGGAGAAUUUCCCCAAUGGAUUGGAAAUUUAAGUAGUCUGGAAUUUGUUGAUUUCUCCAACAAUGGUUUAACAGGAAGCCUACCUUCUUUAAUGGGCAACUUGAAGUCACUUAAUUACUUGAGUUUGUCGAAUAAUAAAUUAACAGGAUUUAUUCCAAACUCAUUGGUUGAAUGUACAAAGUUAUCAGUGAUUAAUUUGAGGGGAAAUGGCUUUAACGGUAGCAUACCAGAGGGCUUGUUUGAUUUGGGAUUGGAAGUGGUAGAUUUUUCAGAAAACGGACUGAUGGGUUCCAUGCCACGAGGUUCAAGUAAACUCUUUGAAUCUUUACGGAUACUUGCUUUGUCAAGUAAUAAUCUUGCUGGAAAUAUUCCUGCAGAAAUGGGUCUUUUUGCUAAUUUGAGAUACUUGAAUUUAUCAUGGAAUCAUCUUCACUCAAGGAUGCCUCCAGAGCUGGGAUACUUUCAGAACCUGACAGAAUUAGAUCUUCGGAAUAAUGACUUGUAUGGUUCAAUUCCUGAAGAUUUAUGUGAAUCUGCAAGUUUAGGAAUUCUUCAGUUGGAUGGCAAUUCAUUGGCAGGUCCAAUUCCUGAGGAGAUUGGGAAUUGCUCUUCUCUUUAUUUGCUGACUUUGUCACACAAUAACUUAAGUGGUUCAAUUCCAAAAUCCAUUUCGAAGUUAAACAAGCUGAAGAUUCUGAAGUUGGAGUUUAAUGAGCUAAGUGGAGAGAUACCACAAGAACUAGGAAAAUUGGAAAAUCUUCUAGCUGUAAAUGUUUCAUAUAACAGACUCAUAGGAAGGCUCCCUGUUGCUGGUGUAUUUCCCAGCUUGGAUCAAACUGCAUUGGAGGGAAAUUUAGGCCUCUGCUCACCUUUGUUAAAGGGACCUUGUAAAUUGAAUGUUCCAAAGCCUCUUGUUCUUGACCCAAAUGCAUAUGCCAAUCAAAUUGAUGGUCACAGGCCAAGAAGUGAAUCCUCAAAUCCAAAAUCCAGUCGUCGCAUGUUCCUUAGUGUUUCUGCAAUUGUUGCGAUUUCUGCAGCUGUUAUAAUUGCAUUUGGAGUGGUAGUAAUUAGUCUAUUAAAUGUAUCAGCCAGAAGGAAACUUGCCUUUGUUGAUACUGCCCUGGAAAGCAUGUGCUCAAGCUCUUCGAGGUCUGGAAAUAUCACUGCCAGUAAGCUGAUUCUGUUCGAUACAAGAUCAUCACCGGAUUGGAUCAUCAACAAUCCUGAAGCCCUCCUGAAAAAGGCGGGGGAGAUUGGCGAAGGAGUCUUUGGUACUGUAUACAAGGUACCACUGGGGGCAGAAGGAAGAAUGGUAGCAAUCAAAAAGCUUGUUACAUCAAACAUAAUCCAACAUCCUGAAGACUUUGAACGAGAAGUUAGAGUACUGGGAAAAGCAAGGCACCCGAAUUUGAUAUCCCUGGAAGGCUACUAUUGGACACCUCAAUUACAACUUCUAGUCUCAGAUUAUGCACCAAAUGGUAGCUUGCAAGUCAAGCUUCAUGAAAGACUCCCUUCAACUCCACCGCUUUCUUGGACAAACAGAUUCAGAGUAAUACUUGGAACAGCUAAAGGACUUGCUCAUCUGCAUCAUUUCCGUCCGCCUAUAAUUCACUACAACAUAAAACCCAGCAAUAUCUUGCUUGAUGAGAACUUCAACCCCAAGAUUUCGGACUUUGGCCUCGCGAGAUUGUUGACGAAGCUUGAUAAACAUGUGAUGAGCAAUAGGUUUCAGAGUGCAGUAGGGUAUGUAGCACCAGAAUUGACAUGCCAGAGCCUGAGGGUGAAUGAGAAAUGUGAUGUUUAUGGAUUUGGGGUGCUGAUACUUGAGGUUGUGACAGGGAGGAGGCCAGUUGAAUAUGGAGAAGACAAUGUGGUAAUAUUAAGUGACCAUGUGAGAGUAAUGUUAGAGCAAGGGAAUGCGUUGGAAUGUGUGGAUUCAGGCAUGGGAGAUUAUCCAGAAGAUGAGGUUUUGCCAGUGCUCAAAUUGGCCCUGGUUUGCACUUCUCAGGUGCCAUCAAGCAGGCCUUCCAUGGCUGAAAUCCUCCAAAUUUUGCAAGUCAUCAAGACCCCACUUCCUCAAAGAAUGGAAAUGUUCUAAGAACAUAAUUUCUUAAUUUGACCUGUUGACUUUAUCGUUAUUUUUGUUUAAAUUGGUGUGUUG
Molecule: messenger RNA, 3254 nt
Organism: Pistacia vera
Lineage: Eukaryota; Viridiplantae; Streptophyta; Magnoliopsida; Sapindales; Anacardiaceae
Product: probably inactive leucine-rich repeat receptor-like protein kinase At3g28040
Exons: 2
Coding region: 174-3191 (1005 amino acids)
Biological process (GO): protein phosphorylation
Cellular component (GO): plasma membrane
Molecular function (GO): protein kinase activity; protein binding; ATP binding
Source: RefSeq, a predicted model, not a curated record